This is a messenger RNA of Rotaria sordida, 804 nucleotides long. The record is from the annotation of a GenBank genome assembly. Lineage: Eukaryota; Metazoa; Rotifera; Eurotatoria; Philodinida; Philodinidae.
AUGUAUUUAUCAAAUUAUAAUAGAUUAAAAUUUUUAUGUUCAAUUCAACCAAAAUUUAGAAAACUUAUUAUUCGAACAUUAUCUGCUUCUUUACUAUCAAAACGAAUCGAACAACCAAAAGAUGCUCAUUCGAAUUUAUUAACCAACGAUGAACAUGUUUUUGAGGUUCAACACCAUGUUGUUAAACCAAGUGCUAUGAAUGACUAUGAAUUAAUUUUUAAUGAUUAUACAUCACAAUUAAAGGAGAAGAAUUCUUCAAAUGGUCUUGUUCAUACUGGAUCAUGGAAAGUACAUAUUGGUAAUAUACAAAAUCAAUAUGUACAUAUAUGGAUGUAUAAAAAUUUUGCUCAUUUGGAUGAAUUUGUUGGUAGUCCAAAAUCAAAUUUAAAUUCAAAUAAAUUACAUGAACAUAUUGUUCAACAUUCAAAUCAAAUUUGUCUUCCGUUUUCUUAUUUUGGAAUUCCUCAACCACGAUCAAAAUCUGAUGAUCAAUCAAGUCCAAAUAUUUAUGAAAUGCGUUCAUAUUGGCUUAAACCAGGUACAUUAAUUGAAUGGGGAAACUUAUGGCAUAAAGGUGUACAAUAUCGACCUGAUGCAAAGGUUCUUGGUGUUUUUUCACAAAUUGGUGAACUUUAUAAUGUUCAUCAUAUGUGGUCAUAUCAAAAUUUUCAACAUAGAAAACAAAUGCGUACUAAUGCAUGGGCUAAACCUGGUUGGUCAGAGAAUGUUGAAUAUACAGUACGGUUAAUUCAUAAAAUGGAAUCAAAGAUACUUGUACCAUUAAAAAAUUCACCAAUGCAAUAA